Molecule: messenger RNA, 2779 nt
Organism: Eruca vesicaria subsp. sativa (arugula)
Lineage: Eukaryota; Viridiplantae; Streptophyta; Magnoliopsida; Brassicales; Brassicaceae
Source: the annotation of a GenBank genome assembly
AUAGAAAGAGAGAGAGAGAACCAAUUUAACAGACUCAUCCAAAUGAAUCUCAGCCGUCCAUUCCCCACCCUCUCUUCUUCUUCCUCCUCGACAAAUCGUAACUAACACCUUCACGAAAUCGAAGAAAACCCUAAAAAAAUCAUGGCUAAAGAGAUUCAAUCUCCUCCGCAAUCUCCGUCACAAACCACCGGGAUCACGUUCUCCUCUCCCUCUCCUUCUCCUCCGUCUCUGUCGAUGAUGUUAUCCUCCACCAACAACGCGUUCUCGCUCCUCUCGAAAGGGUGGAGAGAGGUACGAGACUCGGCCGACGCGGAUUUGCAGCUGAUGCGGAAACGAGCCAACUCAGUGAAGAAUCUAGCGUCGACGUUCGAUCGCGAGAUCGAGAAUUUCCUCAAUAACUCGGCGAUGUCCGCGUUUCCCGUUGCUCCAUCGUCGUCGUCGUCGUUUUCGAGUGAGAUUGGGAUCAUGAAGAAGCUUGAGCCGAAGAUAUCGGAGUUUCGUAGGGUUUACUCGGCGCCGGAGAUUAGCAGGAAGGUGAUGGAGAGGUGGGGGCCGGCGAAGGCGAAGCUGGGGAUGGAUUUAUCGGCGAUUAAGAAGGCGAUUGUGUCGGAGAUGGAGAUGGAUGAGUUGGAGAUGAGGAGACGGCGUGUUGAUAGCGAUAGGUUUAGGGAGUUUUACGCGGAGAGGGAGGGAGAGGAGGGAGGUUUUGGAGAUUGGAAGCCGAUUAGGUCUUUGAAGAGUAGGUUUAAAGAGUUUGAGAAACGAAGCUCGUUGGAGAUAUUGAGUGGUUUUAAGAACAAUGAGCUUGUGGAGAAGCUUAAAACCAGCUUCCAAUCACUUUACAAAGAAACUGAUGAGGCCAAGGAUGUGCCACCACUGGAUGUACCUGAACUUUUGGCAUGUUUGGUUAGGCAGUCUGAGCCUUUUCUUGAUCAGAUUGGUGUAAGAAAGGAUUUGUGCGACCGAGUAGUAGAAAACCUUUAUAAAUGCAAGAGCCAACACCUCUGGCGCCUGCCAUCUGCACAAACAUCUGAUUUAGUUGGAAAUGAUAACAACCAUGUUGAUGAUUUGGAUAUGAGGAUAGCCAGUGUUCUUCAGAGCACAGGACACCAUUACGAUGGUGGCUUUUGGACUGAUUUUCUGAAGCCUGAGACGCCAGAAAGCAAAAGGCACGUGGCAAUAGUUACAACAGCUAGUCUCCCGUGGAUGACUGGAACAGCUGUAAAUCCGCUGUUCCGAGCUGCCUAUAUGGCGAAAUCUGCAAAACAGAGUGUUACACUCGUGGUUCCUUGGCUCUGCGAAUCUGAUCAAGAACUAGUUUAUCCAAACAAUCUCACCUUUAGCUCACCUGAAGAACAAGAGAGUUAUAUACGUAAAUGGUUGGAGGAAAGGGUUGGUUUCAAGGCUGAUUUUAAAAUCUCGUUUUACCCAGGAAAAUUUUCAAAAGAAAGGCGCAGCAUAUUUCCUGCUGGUGACACUUCUCAAUUCAUACCGUCAAAAGAUGCUGACAUUGCUAUUCUUGAAGAGCCUGAACAUCUCAACUGGUAUCACCACGGCAAGCGUUGGACUGAUAAAUUCAACCAUGUUGUUGGAAUUGUCCACACAAACUACUUAGAGUACAUCAAGAGGGAGAAGAAUGGUGCUCUUCAAGCGUUUUUUGUGAACCAUGUAAACAACUGGGUCACACGAGCAUAUUGCGACAAGGUUCUUCGCCUCUCUGGAGCAACACAAGAUUUGCCAAAAUCUGUUAUAUGCAAUGUCCAUGGUGUCAAUCCCAAGUUCCUUAUGAUUGGGGAAAAAAUUGCUGAAGAGAGGUCCCGUGGGGAACAAGCUUUCUCAAAAGGCGCAUACUUCUUAGGAAAAAUGGUGUGGGCUAAAGGAUACAGAGAACUAAUAGAUCUGAUGGCUAAACACAAAAGCGACCUCGGGAGCUUCAAUUUAGAUGUGUAUGGAAACGGUGAAGAUGCAGUCGAGGUCCAACGUGCAGCACAGAAACACGAUUUGAAUCUCAAUUUCCUCAAAGGAAGGGAUCAUGCUGACGAUGCCCUUCACAAGUACAAAGUGUUCAUAAACCCGAGCAUCAGCGAUGUUCUAUGCACAGCAACCGCAGAAGCAUUGGCCAUGGGGAAGUUCGUGGUGUGUGCAGACCAUCCUUCAAACGAGUUCUUCAGAUCAUUCCCAAACUGUCUAACUUACAAAACAUCCGAAGAGUUUGUGAACAAAGUGCAAGAAGCAAUGUCGAAAGAGCCGUUACCACUAACACCCGAGCAGAUGUACAAUCUUUCUUGGGAAGCAGCGACGCAGAGAUUCAUGGAGUAUUCGGAUCUCGAUAAGAUCUUAAACGAUGGAGAUGGAGGAAAAAGGAUGAGAAAAUCAAGAUCGGUUCCGAGCUUUAACGAGGUAAUAGAUGGAGGAUUGGCAUUCACACACUAUGUUCUGACGGGAAAUGAUUUCUUGAGACUGUGCACUGGAGCAACACCAAAAACAAAAGACUAUGAUAAGCAACAUUGCAAGGAUCUGAAGCUUGUUCCACCUCAAGCUCACAAGCCAGUCUUUGGCUGGUAGAAGUUUUACCAACAGUUAUUGCUUUUUAGAUUUGUUUAAAGUAAACCACUACUACGUUUGUUAUUUGCUAUGAUAGUUGUUGAAGGUCGUUUUGUUAAUAGAUAGGUAGUAGAGAAUGUCAUUUUGUGGGCUAUUUUGUAGGGUAUUAAAUAGAAAGCGUUGCCAUAUGUAAAAAUAUACUCCUUGUGUUUCAAUAUAUAAAUAUAAAUAUUUU